CUUAGAGAACUUGCAGAUAAUUCUCUAACCAACCAAUGCCACCGUGGACAUCUUCUCCUUCAGUCUCUCUCCCUCUUCCUCCGCCGUUCUCCGUUCCUAGUUCCCUCCAAACCCACAACUCCAUCGUUGUAACUCCAUCCGAACCUUCUUCUUCCGGGACCCGCUCCAAACAGUUAUGGAUCGACUCACUUCGCUCCCAGGCUCGGGCGAACUCCUUCCAAGAAGCCAUCGCCACUUUCAUUCAGAUGCAGGCUUCCGGCGUUGUACCCGAUAAUUUCGCUUUCCCGGCAGUCUUGAAGGCCACCACCGCCCUUCAAGAUUUGGAUUUGGGGAAGCAGAUUCAUGCAUCUGUUGUUAAACUCGGCUAUGAUUCUCACUCGGUUACCGUUUCUAAUACACUGCUGCAUAUGUAUGCCCGAUGUGGGGAUGAUGUCCGCCAGGUCUUCAAGGUGUUCGACAGAAUUCCCCAAAGGGACCAAGUUUCUUGGAACUCCAUGAUUAAUGCUUUAUGUAAAUUCCAAGAAUGGGAGUUGGCUUUAGAGGCGUUUCGUUUGAUGGGAUUGGAGAGAAUCGAGCCUAGUUCGUUUACUCUGGUUAGCGUAGCUCUUGCGUGUAGUAACUUGAAUAGGCAUGAUGGGUUAAGGCUUGGAAGGCAAGUUCAUGGGUAUAGUCUGAGAGUUGAUGAUAUGAAAACUUUUACGAACAAUUCUUUGAUGGCAAUGUAUGCGAAAUUGGGGAGAAUCGAAGAUGCUAAGGUCGUAUUCGAGUCUUUCGGUAACAACGACAUGGUUUCUUGGAACACCGUCAUCAGUGCAUUUUCGCAAAACGAUAGGUUCAACGAGGCACUUGAGUAUUUCAGCUUUAUGGUAGAUGAAGGACUUAAGCCUGACGGGGUCACAAUUUCGAGUGUGCUUCCUGCGUGUUCCCAUUUGGAGUUAAUCGACGCUGGAAAAGAGAUCCAUGCUUAUGUAUUCAGGAAUGGUGAUUUAUUGAGGAAUUCGUAUGUGGCCAGCGCUUUAGUAGACAUGUAUUGCAACUGUAAGCAAGUUGUUAGUGGGCGGAGAGUUUUCGAUACUGCAGUCGACAGGAGGCUUGCACUCUGGAAUGCUAUGCUUACUGGUUAUACGCAAAACGGGUUUUAUACGGAAGCAGUGCUGUUAUUCAUGAACUUGAUGACCGUCCUGGGUCUUCUUCCUAACCCAACAACAAUGGCUAGUGUUUUGCCGGCGUGCGUGCACUGUAAAGCUUUUGCGGAUAAAGAGGCUAUGCACGGCUAUGUUUUGAAGUUGGGUCUCGGGAAGGAUAGAUAUGUACAAAAUGCAUUGAUGGACUUGUACUCUAGGAUAGGAAAAAUAGAUAACACGAAAUAUAUGUUUCACGAUAUGGAGAGCAAAGAUAUGGUGUCUUGGAAUACAAUGAUAACUGGUUGUGUGGUCUGUGGUUACCACGAAGAUGCUCUAGUUUUGCUACAUGAAAUGCAAAUCGCUGGAGGGAAAGGUGCAGAAGAGGAUAGGUUUGACGGCAAAAUUGAGGUCUCGUUUAAACCUAAUUCAGUAACACUCAUGACUGUCCUUCCUGGCUGCGCUGCGUUAGCAGCUCUAACGAAAGGAAAAGAGAUUCAUAAUUAUGCCAUUAGGAAUGGACUGGAGUCGGAUGUUGCCGUUGGAAGUGCGUUGGUUGAUAUGUACGCAAAGUGCGGUUGCUUGUAUAUGGCUCGGAGAGUUUUCGAUAGGAUGCCAAUUAGAAACGUAAUAACAUGGAACGUUAUCAUCAUGGCUUACGGGAUGCAUGGAGAAGGAGAGGAGGCGCUGACACUCUUUGAGAAUAUGGUGGCUGAAGUAAAGCCAAACGGGGUUACUUUUAUUUCUGUAUUUGCGGCGUGCAGUCAUUCCGGGAUGGUUGACAAAGGGCGGGAGUUGUUCCACAGAAUGAAAAACGAACACGGACUCGAACCGAACGGCGAUCAUUACGCGUGUGUUGUUGACUUGCUUGGUCGAGCAGGUCGACUGGAUGAAGCAUGUGAAAUCAUCGAUUCCAUGCCUAGUGGCCUCGAUAAGGUAGGGGCGUGGAGUAGUUUGUUGGGUGCUUGUAGGGUCCACCAAAAUGUACAGCUUGGGGAAAUUUCAGCCAUGAAACUGCUCGAGUUGGAACCGAAUGUUGCUAGCCAUUAUGUUCUACUUUCCAAUAUAUAUUCUUCAGCCGGGCUCUGGGAAAAAGCUAACAAGGUGCGGAAGAAUAUGAAAGAAACGGGGGUUAGGAAAGAGCCUGGAUGCAGUUGGAUCGAGUCAGGUGAAAAGGUCCACAAGUUCUUGGCUGGUGACACAUCGCAUCCCCAAAGCGAGCAGCUUUACGGGUAUCUGAAUGAUUUAUUUGGCAGAAUGAAGAGGGAAGGCUAUGUGGCGGACACGUCAUGUGUUCUUCACAAUGUUGACGAGCAAGAAAAGGAGAACUUGCUGUGCGGACACAGCGAACGAUUGGCAAUUGCGUUUGGUCUGCUUAAUACCCCUCCGGGCACGCCUAUUCGGGUGGCCAAGAAUCUUAGGGUUUGUAACGACUGCCAUUCUGCCACAAAAUUCAUCUCCCGAAUCGUGGAUAGGGAGAUUGUUGUGAGGGAUGUGAGGAGAUUCCAUCAUUUUAAGGAUGGAGCUUGCACCUGUCGGGAUUAUUGGUGAUGUUUAUAGUCGGGACAUGUUUUGCCCAGUAUAAUUGGUUAAUACAAAAAACAGUGUCGUAAAUCUUUCCUUUAAGCCCCGUUUACUCUUAAUAUCUGUGUGAUAUACUAUGAUUGUUAGAUAAUAACAUACAUACAUACAUAGAUGCAUAAAAUUUUCUUGGUGC
Molecule: messenger RNA, 2838 nt
Organism: Erythranthe guttata (spotted monkey flower)
Lineage: Eukaryota; Viridiplantae; Streptophyta; Magnoliopsida; Lamiales; Phrymaceae
Gene: OTP84
Product: Tetratricopeptide repeat (TPR)-like superfamily protein
Biological process (GO): RNA modification
Molecular function (GO): protein binding; RNA binding; zinc ion binding
Source: RefSeq, a predicted model, not a curated record